AUGUCUUCAUCAGAGACGGUGAAGAGUUUGUUUGAAAAAGCACUUCGCAAUCCUCCUCCGGACGACUUCGACCUGAACAUGCAAGAACGUAAUGAAGAUCAUCCAAAGAGAUCCACGGAGAAGAAACGACGUAGAGGUCGCAAGCUAGUCAAGCCAGUCACUCCACCACCGGCUGCUGUGAGAAAUGAGGAAGCCAUGGGCCACACUUUCGAGAAAACCAAAGGAUCGCUUCGAUACAAUUGGGAAUACAUUUCCGCAUUUGUAAAUCGAGCUAUAAAAUUUUACAGGUCACCGAGGCAAUGUUCGCUUCGUAACCAACUUGUUGUGAGACCUCGUGAAACCGGACAGACGAUGGUUGUCGACCCCUUGACGAAAAAACCCAGAAAAGCUGAAAUGACACCAGCUGAAGUCGCUCACCAGUGCGAAGGCCGAGUUUCCACAGAUCUCCAGUACGCAUACGAUGCUGAUCGAUUACGUGAAGCAUUUUAUACUGGACGUUUACAGCUGAUAGAAAGUUUAGCUGCUAAGCAAAAUGAGUUCAUGGAGAACAGAAGAACUAUUGAUCCCAAAUGGCUUGAACCAAGCGGUCGCUUGCCAGCGGCGCAAGAAAGUCGCCUUUCUGCGCUAGGUGUACGAUAUGAUUUGACUGUGUGUCCUAGCGAUAUUAUUAAAAAUCUGAAUCGCGAGGAAGAGAAGAGGUUGACACAAGAAGCUGCUAAGAAAAAGCUAACUAAGCAGCAAACCAGUAAUGAGAUAUCACCAUCCUCUCUCCGGUUAAUUCUACAUCAUGAUCCACGGGACGUUGGACUGCCCUACUCUGUGAACCACCAGCAAAUUCGUGUUGGCCCCAUGCAGACAUCACCGCCACAACAAUCUAUGGGACAGAAUUUCCCAAUGACAACAAAAAUGCUACCCACCAGAAUAGCCGAGAGUCGACAGCCGCACCAAAUUCAUGCAAGGCCGUUAGUUCUUUUGGUACCUUUCUUUGCCGCGGAUAGAGGACAUUAG
Molecule: messenger RNA, 1008 nt
Organism: Cylicocyclus nassatus
Lineage: Eukaryota; Metazoa; Nematoda; Chromadorea; Rhabditida; Strongylidae
Source: the annotation of a GenBank genome assembly